Poecilia reticulata (guppy) is the source of this 3888-nucleotide messenger RNA. NCBI's taxonomy places the organism in Eukaryota, Metazoa, Chordata, Actinopteri, Cyprinodontiformes, Poeciliidae. The record is from RefSeq and is a predicted model, not a curated record.
CCACCCAGAGCGCAGAGGUGUGCGGUCGCUGCUGCUGGAAGGAGCCCACCCUCUUCAGGUAGAAUCAUCCAGCGCGGGUUAGAGAGGCAGAGCCGCUGCAUGCCAUGGCGAGAAACGGCAGCGUGUGUUCGGCCGCGCGGAGCCAGCUGCAGGACUCCUCUGAGUCGGACUCGGAACCGGAGGGGGGUCCUGCUCGUCCGGCGGGAGUCGAGCCCGCGCCCGGCUCUUUCGCCCGCACCCAGGUGAUCCACAGCGGACACUUCAUGGUGUCGUCGCCGCACAGCGACUCUGCGGCGCGCCGCAGGAAGAGCGGCGGCUCGCUGCGGUACGACUUCGACACGGUGAACAGGACGUGGUGCCAGACCUACCGGUACCACUCCGGGAGCCUGAGCAUCGACCCCACUCUCACCCGGCUGUUCGAGUGCAUGUCUCUGGCUUACAGUGGGAAAAUAGUCUCUCCCAAAUGGAAGUCGUUCAAGGGUCUGCGCUUGCUUUGGAGGGAUAAGAUCCGUCUGAACAACGCAAUAUGGAGAGCCUGGUUCAUUCAGUCUGGCAUCACUGUUGCCUUUCAGAAAAAAGGUCCUGGGCUGGAAUCCCAUGUGGAGAAGAGGAAGAACCCGGUGUGCGGGUUCGUCACGCCGCUGGAAGGCUCCGAGGCAGAAGCUCACCGAAAGCCUGAGGCAAUCAUUUUGGAGGGCAGCUACUGGAAGAGGAGGAUUGAAGUGGUGAUUAAGGAGUACCACAAGUGGAGGAUUUAUUACAAGAAAAGGCUGCAGAAGAAGAAGGAUGACAUCCUGUCGAUGCUGCAGGAGGGGCAGACCUGCCAGACCAAGCUGGACAGAUGGUCCAGUCACUCCUACCAGCAACCUGAAGUCGCCCCCGUAGAGGCCCACAUGUUUGACCUGGACUGCCUUCUGUCCGACAUCUCCGACACGCUGUUCACCAUGACCCAGAAACCCUGUCCCUGGACCAGCGACAGACACAACACAUACACAAGCAAUGCUGACAUGAUCCAGCCGGGCCUGACGCCGCUGCAGCCCAGUAUGGACGACUUCAUGGACAUCCCAGAUAUCUUUCUGAACUACCGAGGUCAGCCCACUCACCAGAGUGGGUUUGCCGACUGUAGCUACUUUGACGGUCCACCCUGCACAGCUUAUGCUCCCGCUCCCUCUCCUGUUGUGACGGCCCCUCAGCUUCUUAUCGACACCCAGCUGGCUCAGCCUACUCUGUCUUCUGACAGUCUAGCCCAGCCCUCUACAUCCAGCCCUCGCUCAGAGCAGACCAGGGCGAGCCAGGACUGUGGCGAGUACCAUACGUCCAGCAUGGCAUCCGGAGCCAUGUCGUAUGGACAUCAGUCGUACCACGAUGCGUCUUCGUCUACGGCAUACACCAGUAACGCAGAGCAGCCAGUCUCUGCAAGCGUCCCUUUCCUGCACCCGCUGCCGUGUCACAAGUUUGGGCUCUACACAACGACGAGCGUGACCUCUACCGUUAUCACUCACACGGCCUCCACCAUGGGAGCGCAGGGCUCCGUGUACCAGGCUCAUACCUACGCUCCGGCGGUGGACCCGUACUCCCAGACCCACUGCCACUCUCUCAGUUACCCGGCCGCCGCGUCGGACCCGGUCCACGCAGCGCUGGCUCCUGUCACAGCGACCCACUGCCUGUCUGUCCCGGAGCAGCUGGUUGUUUCAGGGGCCAGGGGGAAACACAAGCAGAAGACAGGAGGACUGCGGACAGCUGGGUCCCCCGAUUUGCCCUCCAACCCCCAAUCCACUGCCCCCAUCCCCACCAGCUGCCUGGCUAAGCUGCUUUCCUCCAGCACACAUGACAGAAAACCAACACUUGGAUUUAAUAGCACCUCUCUGAUGACAACUAAAGGUCAGAGGUCAACAUCUAAGAGCUCUGUGAAAACAUGUGUUGUUCAGCAGACAAGCCGCGCCGCUCCAGCUGGCAGCGUUUCCUCGACACUGCAGCACGGAGCAGGUUGGCGUACAGUGAUGACGCCGCGGCUUGGCCACAGCGGGCCGCGCGCCAGCACCUCGAGAGGCUCAGCGGUGUCCGCUCUUCUCACCCACGGGUCCACCAACAGCACCGCCGCCCCGCUCAUUCCCAAGACCGAGAAGCUGUCACCUGUUCCCCUCUACGCCACAGACAGGAGCAGCCUGACCGUUCAGUUCAGUGCUCAUCCAGGCCAAAUCUCUCCACCAAACCCUCUAGACAAAGCCUCCAAUCCCGGCUCCCCGCAGUCCGGCUUCUCAGGACAAGGGAAGCUGGAGUCUAACAAGCAAACGGAGACCAGGAGGAUAACUCACAUCUCUGCCGAGCAAAAGAGACGUUUCAACAUCAAACUGGGAUUCGACACUUUACAUAACCUGGUGACGACGCUCAGCUCCCAGCCGAGCAUAAAGAUCAGCAAAGCCACGACGCUGCAGAAGACUGCCGAGUACAUCAGCAAGAUGCAGCAGGAGAGAGCUCAGCUGCACGAGGAGGUCCAGAGACUCCGAGAGGAGAUCCAGCACCUGAACUCUGCCAUCAAUGCUUGCCAGCAGCAGCUCCCAGCCACAGGUGUCCCCAUCACACGGCAGCGCUUUGACUACAUGAGGCAAAAGUUCAGAGAGUACGUCCGGGCUCAGACUCUGCAGAACUGGAAGUUCUGGAUCUUCAGUAUCAUCAUUGAGCCUCUGUUCGAGUCCUACAAUGGGAUGGUUUCCACGGCCAGCGUGGAAGACCUGUGUCGAUCCACUCUCUCCUGGUUGGACCAGCACUGUGCCUUGCCUGCUCUUAGACCCAUGGUUCUGAGUUCACUCCGUCUCUUGAGUACAACCACAGCCAUCCUGACUGACCCUAGCCUCCUACCGGAGCAGGCUGCACUCGCAGUGACCCAGGGGGAGCCUGCUCCUGCUAUGGACCACUCCUUACAGCCCAUCAUGCGGCAGUAGUGUGCGCAGCUUACGGACCAAUUAAGAAUACCCUCGGAAGAAAAUCCUGUUUAGUGAAGGGACGGAAAUAUGGAAAGUCACUUCAAAAUUCAUUCAUGCUUUGUGGUGGCCCCUGGUGUCUAAAAAGUGCAGUUAAGACCCACCUUUAUUAUGUUUAUUUUCCGCUACUACAAGAUUUAUGUAUACAAGCUUUAAUUAGUGCCACCUGGAGUUCAAAAAGUAUAUCACCACUUUUUAAACUGCUUAACAAAACCCUUAUCUAGCUAUCUGUCUAGCUAACCAGCUAGAUAGUAUUAAGAGGGGAAAAAUUCUAAAACUUUAAAAACCUUUUGACCUGUUAUAUCCUCUCUCUGCCCGGAUUCAGAAAAAUGCUGUGCGCAAGAACUGAGAUCACGCAGAGAUAACAGCGUCACAAAUAUCAGCAUUUAUUCAAGACAGAUGGAUACUAUCACCAGAGAAGCACAUCACAUAACAUCAGAAACCUCAGUGCACAAACAACACAUGAAUUUACCUGAGAAAAGGAAAAAAAGACAAAAGAUGAAACGACAAACAAAAAGCAAAGACGUCUUUGGAGAAAUUGCAAAGAGCAAAAUCUGAUAGGUUACUUCUGUGUGGAAAGUUUUUAUAGUAAAGGCGUAUUCUUGUCUUUAAUUUAUUCAAAUAAGGCGUAUCUUUGCUCAUCCAACCAGAACUUGUCUCUGACCUUUUUGAAGUUAGAAACUCCCUGCAAUUUGUUCACAAGAUCAAACACCAGUUGUCACCAUUGUCUAAAUAAGGUGGAAGCAGACUCUCCUGAUCUCCUGCAGCUUGUUGGCUUUCACAGAUCAGUGUGAAAAGCUGGAACUUUCUACUGAUUGCUACUGAGGGCAGAUCAAAGAUCUUGGCAAACAAUCUGCCUUAACUACAGGUAAAAUAAAGCUCAAUAGGCCAGAGUAAAUUACAAAUU